AUAACAGAUGCCGGUCCACUGCCGUUUUACCCCAAAGAAGAAGAGCCGCUUCCUUUACUUCCCGGAAACACAAUCCUUCUUCAUUCACCAAGAUGGCGACAUUAAUAGUAAACCAGUCACCGCUCGGAGGUUUCAGUUUCGAAAACUGCAAGAGAAAUGCAGUUUUGGAAGGUGAAGCUAACAAAGUGGGAUGCAGCUUGCCUGCUGCCCGGAAAACAGGGACUACCAUCUGUGGUGUUGUCUUCAAGGAUGGCAUCGUCCUCGGAGCUGACACGAGAGCCACUGAGGGCAUGGUGGUGGCAGACAAGAACUGCUCCAAGAUCCACCACAUCUCUCCCAACAUUUACUGUUGUGGAGCAGGAACAGCUGCAGACACAGAGAUGACCACUCAGAUCAUCUCUUCCAACCUGGAGCUGCACUCCCUCUCCACAGGAAGGCUGCCACGUGUGGCAACCGCCAACCGCAUGCUCAAACAGAUGCUCUUCAGGUAUCAGGGUUACAUCGGGGCAGCUCUGGUUCUGGGUGGAGUAGACUGUAAUGGUCCUCACCUCUACAGCAUCUACCCUCACGGCUCCACUGACAAGCUGCCGUACGUCACCAUGGGCUCCGGCUCCCUGGCUGCCAUGGCCGUGUUUGAGGACCGCUACAAGCCUGACAUGGAGGAGGGAGACGCCAAGCGGCUCGUGCGAGACGCCGUCGCUGCAGGAAUCUUUAAUGACCUGGGCUCUGGCAGCAACAUUGACCUUUGUGUUAUCACUAAGGGCAACCUGGACUACCUCCGGCCCCAUGAUGAGGCCAACAAGAAGGGAGUAAAAACUGGUGACUACAAGUACAAAAGAGGAACCACUGGUGUGCUGACAAAGGUGGUGACCCCGCUGAACCUGGAGGUUGUGGAAGAAAGUGUACACACUAUGGAUACCUCUUAAAUUACUUACUAUGUGUUUCUUGAUGGGUUAGUGAGUUCACUAACUCUCAGAAUGCCUAACUCGAUGGCACGUUUUCCAUGAUUUACAAUAAAAGUGUUUGAGUUGA
Molecule: messenger RNA, 1032 nt
Organism: Cottoperca gobio
Lineage: Eukaryota; Metazoa; Chordata; Actinopteri; Perciformes; Bovichtidae
Gene: psmb7
Product: proteasome 20S subunit beta 7
Exons: 8
Coding region: 93-926 (277 amino acids)
Cellular component (GO): cytoplasm; proteasome core complex
Molecular function (GO): threonine-type endopeptidase activity
Source: RefSeq, a predicted model, not a curated record